This is a messenger RNA of Brassica napus (rape), 1702 nucleotides long. RefSeq names its product serine/threonine-protein kinase pakA. The coding region runs from base 343 to 1398 and encodes 351 amino acids. The record is from RefSeq and is a predicted model, not a curated record. NCBI's taxonomy places the organism in Eukaryota, Viridiplantae, Streptophyta, Magnoliopsida, Brassicales, Brassicaceae. The transcript has 5 exons.
ACCCACUAUCUUUCUCUCCUUCCCUUCCGCCUUCUUCUUCCUCUCCUCCUCACUGUUAACGCAGAGCUUCCGUUUCUUAUUUUCUUCUUCUAUUUCUCUCUCUCUCUAUCCAUACAAAAAAAUUCUUAACUUCUCAUUCUCUUUCUUAUAUAUUCCUUUUGAUUCUCUGCUGAUCGGCACGAGAAAGCAGAACCGCGAGGUGUCUGUGUUUCGCUUGAUCGGAUAAAAAUCACGUGUGGAGAAAAUUGAACGAAUCGUAGAUUUCUGAAAAUAAUCACAGAUCGAAAAACCAAAAAAAUAUACCAUUACAAAACUCGAAUCGGGUUUCCACUUGGGGGUAUAAUGAUGAGGUAUCAGAGAGUAAGCCCAGAUGUUCUCCCCCUCACAAACGGAGCAAAGAAGCCUUACUUGAGACCUUCACCUUCAAGAUCAUCACCCCACGAAGACACCACCACCACCAUUACACCAAACUCCAUCUCCGGGAAAGGAUUCAACGGCGGAUCAUGCACAUCACUAGACGGAGUCCGAAUCAGAUCCUCCCAACAAACAGAUCCCACCCCUACCAAGCGCGGCGGAGAUGUUUUAUUACAGUGGGGACAGCGGAAGCGAUCGAGAGUCUCCAGAGCCGAGAUCCGAUCCUCCACCACCACCGCCACCGCGGCUGCCGAUGACUCUUCGUCUUCUUCUGGACACGGUAAGAUUCAAUCGAACAAGCUUUUAAGAAGAUCUGUAAAUCCGUCUAUGCCACCACCACCACCACCUCCUCAUCAUCCGGUUUCCUCUAACCGGAACUCAAACCAUAGAAACGGUUUCGUCGGCAGCAAGGAAAUCUUUCUUUCCAGGAAUCAAGAAGAUCGAUCAGCCAGCGGAUCACCAUCAAGGACCAUCAAUAACGGGCGUACGGUGUCCAGAUCGGGCGGCUCUAAGCGAUCUCCACCGUCUCCUGACCAAAUCGAGAAGAGAUCAAGCCUCAGAGAUCAUCAUCAUCAGAACCAGAGACAAAACGGGUUCGAUCAUAACCAUAAUCAACAUCAUCAAAGAGUGAACAGAUCAGAAUCAACGGCUCAGGCGCAUCCAGAGCUGGAGACAAACAACAAUGGAGAGAGAGAGAAAGCAACGCAAGUGGAAGUGACAGAGUGGCCAAGGAUCUACAUUGCCUUGUCUAGGAAAGAGAAGGAGGAAGAUUUCUUGGUUAUGAAAGGCACAAAGCUUCCUCAUCGACCCAGGAAACGAGCUAAGAACAUUGAUAAAUCCCUCCAGUUUUGUUUUCCAGGGCUGUGGUUAUCUGAUUUGCCCAAGAACCGUUAUGACGUUAGGGAGAAGAAAAAUGUGAAGAAGCAGCAGCAGAAGCGGAGAGGGUUGAAAGGUAUGGAGGAUUUGGACACCGACUCCGAGUAAUUUUCUGGUUCUUUCGUUCUUUUUUUUCUUUCCUUUGUGGUUUUCGAUUUUCUCUUUUUGAGAGGGAGGACACACGUGUGGCUUGCUUGCGAUGCUCGUGCGAAAUGGGCCAACAAGAACCAGUGGAGCAAGAGCUAUCGAGAAGCUACCCUUGUUUCAUUUCCUAAUUUUCUUAAAUCUUUAUCCUUAAUUUUUAUUUUUUUUCAUCUUUUUAUAAAUUCCUUUUUUUUUGUUUCGGUUCGUGUACAAAAAAAAAGAGAGGUGGAAAUGCAUCGUCAUAAAUCAUAUAAAUCACCUUUCCUUC